UAAAAGCAAUGUCUUUUAUAAAUUUUCUCCGAAUUUCGAAGGGAUUAUUCAAAAAGGAUGUCAUCACCUUCCUGAUUCUACGACGUCAUGAUUUGAAUAUAAUCGAUGAGAAACUUCGCUACAUAGCGGUAAAACCGACAGCCUCUAUAUCACAACUAAGACAUAAAGUAUGGUAUCUUCUUGAUUUACCGGAUUACUGUGACGAAAUUAUAAUACUGAAAUCUGAAAGCGGUCGAGAAUUACCGUUGACAGAUCUUCGAAAAGGAAACGACCCGCAGCACCCAUACAUUUUGGAAGUAUGGCUUCCUAACAAAAUUAUAUCCUCAGGAUUGCUAAAUAACAUGAUAACCAUGGGUAAUAAAAGUGUAAAUGGAGACAAUUAUGAACCACCAGACACCGUGUUCGAGGAAAAAAUUAAAGACGAUUAUAAAGAAAAAGGCAUUGAAGACGAAUUUUCACAUACUACGAUCAUCAACGAAGCAAUAGCGCUUAAUAAAUUUCGAGUAAAGGAGAAUCACCAAAUGAUUAAAAACAAAGAAUGUGAAAAGAAGACAGACUUAACUUGCAAAAUUUCAACUUCGUCAAUAUUCUUUAAGCUCCACGGAAGAAAAAGCAGAGACAACUUCGCAAAUAUUUUAUUAAAAAUACAAAAUGAUCUCACGACUUUAACUAAUAAACUGUCGGAUUUGGAAAACCGGAUACAAUUAUAACGUAAGUUACCAAGAUGUUUAAAAAAAAAUAAAAACUUAUGCCAAAAAUA
Messenger RNA from Vanessa atalanta (red admiral), 760 nucleotides. RefSeq lists its product as uncharacterized. Bases 9 to 710 code for a protein of 233 amino acids. The transcript has 4 exons. NCBI's taxonomy places the organism in Eukaryota, Metazoa, Arthropoda, Insecta, Lepidoptera, Nymphalidae. The record is from RefSeq and is a predicted model, not a curated record.